Molecule: messenger RNA, 3142 nt
Organism: Hipposideros armiger (great roundleaf bat)
Lineage: Eukaryota; Metazoa; Chordata; Mammalia; Chiroptera; Hipposideridae
Gene: PPP2R3C
Product: protein phosphatase 2 regulatory subunit B''gamma
Exons: 13
Coding region: 349-1710 (453 amino acids)
Biological process (GO): microtubule cytoskeleton organization; B cell homeostasis; T cell homeostasis
Cellular component (GO): centrosome; spindle
Source: RefSeq, a predicted model, not a curated record
UGAGUCACGUGGUGCACACGCGCCAAAAGCCCAACCAAAUAAAAGCACAGGCUUCCUUAUUCUGCGCCUUUAAAACCGGGCUUGUGAGGUUGGGACGCUGCCUUAAGGAGAAUCAUUUUCUAUCUCACGUCUGCUUUCCCCGCUAUCAGUGUGAUCGCCGUAGCCUCCGACGCAGUGGCUACAAGAAUCGUUUUUUGCCUCCUUAGCCGACUUCCGCCCAUAUCCAAGAUGGCGGUUGAGCGGCCUUCCCAGCCUUUACGGGGCUGGGCGGUGUUUGACGUCUGAGUUGGUAGCGGGUGGAGCGGUUAGUAAACUGCAAAUGCAGGAGCUUCUGCGCGGGAGUCUGUCAUGGACUGGAAAGAAGUUCUUCGCCGGCGGUUAGCGACGCCCAACAUCGGUUCCAACAAAAAAAAAAGUGAACAAGAAUUAAAAGAUGAAGAAAUGGAUUUAUUUACCAAGUACUACUCAGAAUGGAAAGGAGGUAGAAAAAACACAAAUGAAUUCUAUAAGACCAUUCCCCGGUUUUAUUAUAGGCUGCCAGCUGAAGAUGAAGUCUUACUACAGAAAUUAAGAGAGGAAUCCAGAGCCGUCUUUCUGCAAAGGAAAAGCAGAGAACUGUUAGAUAAUGAAGAAUUACAGAACUUAUGGUUUUUGUUGGACAAGCACCAGACACCACCUAUGAUUGGAGAGGAAGCAAUGAUUAAUUAUGAAAAUUUUUUGAAGGUUGGUGAAAAAGCUGGACCAAAAUGCAAGCAGUUUUUCACAGCAAAAGUCUUUGCUAAACUCCUUCAUACAGAUUCUUAUGGAAGAAUUUCUAUCAUGCAGUUCUUUAAUUAUGUUAUGAGAAAAGUUUGGCUUCAUCAAACAAGAAUAGGACUCAGUUUAUAUGAUGUUGCAGGACAAGGGUACCUUCGGGAAUCUGAUUUAGAAAACUACAUAUUGGAACUUAUCCCUACUUUGCCACAAUUAGAUGGACUUGAAAAAUCUUUUUACUCCUUUUAUGUUUGUACAGCAGUUAGGAAAUUCUUCUUCUUUUUAGACCCUCUAAGAACAGGAAAGAUAAAAAUUCAAGAUAUUUUAGCAUGCAGCUUCCUAGAUGAUUUAUUGGAGUUAAGAGAUGAGGAACUGUCCAAGGAGAGUCAAGAAACAAAUUGGUUUUCUGCUCCUUCCGCCCUAAGGGUGUAUGGCCAGUAUUUGAAUCUUGAUAAGGAUCACAAUGGCAUGCUCAGUAAAGAAGAACUUUCCCGCUAUGGAACAGCAACCAUGACCAAUGUCUUCUUAGACCGUGUUUUCCAGGAGUGUCUCACUUAUGAUGGAGAAAUGGACUAUAAGACCUACCUGGAUUUUGUUCUUGCAUUAGAAAACCGGAAAGAACCCGCAGCUCUACAAUAUAUUUUCAAAUUACUUGAUAUUGAGAACAAAGGAUAUCUGAAUGUCUUUUCCCUUAAUUACUUCUUUAGGGCCAUACAGGAACUAAUGAAAAUCCAUGGACAAGAUCCUGUUUCAUUUCAAGAUGUCAAGGAUGAAAUCUUUGACAUGGUAAAACCAAAGGAUCCUUUGAAAAUCUCUCUUCAGGAUUUAAUAAACAGUAAUCAAGGGGACACCGUCACCACCAUUCUAAUCGAUCUGAAUGGCUUCUGGACUUAUGAGAAUAGAGAAGCCCUUGUUGCAAAUGACAAUGAAAACUCUUCAGACCUUGAUGAUACAUGAUCUCUCAAAGACUAGACUGUAUUCAUUAAGAUAAGCCUGAAUGCUACAUGUAAAACCUUUGAAGCAGAAUCCUUAGAAAUGGUCUAAUAAAACACUUCAUAUGCCUGUAGAACACAGCAAAUGUUCUCAUUAUUGGAAUUAAUAGUUUGGAAGCAAUAGGACCAAAUUAGGAGGCAGUAAAUUCUGGUUCCACUUAGCUCAACUAUGACAAGUGUGAUUUGGUGAAGGUAGAAAGAGUCCACUUUAAAUCUGUGUAAUCUUUAGAAAUAAAGGAAAUUUUCAUGGAAUAUUUCUAACAUUAGUUAUUAAGAAUUUAAAAAUGUGAAGGGUGGUUUAAAUUAUAGUAUCAUUUAAUGUUGAGUCUUCUACAGUAUUAUGUAUAUCAAAGAUUACAGACUUCCCCAUUCAUUAGAAUAAAGCCGUUUCAUUUCUGGGUUAGAAGUGUUUAGACAUGAUGUUUCUUUUAAUAGGAUAUUUCAAUACAAAGUAUUUAAGUUAAUAUUUUAAUUAAAAUCACUGGUACAAGAAAUUUGUCUAGCUUUAUUAACCAAUACCAGGGUUACAUUUUAUACAACUUCAUUUUGUUAAGGAUUUUUGUUAGAGAAUUUAUUUCUCUGUAAAGGUUCUCAAUUAUACUGUCAUGUUUACUUUCUAUGAGAUGAAAGAUUAGAAGAGGAUAGAAUAUCAUGAACUAUGAUCCAGAGGGAACAGUAAAUAUUAAAAGGGUUGAAAGAAGAAAAACUGAAAGAGACUUAAAAAUAACACAAAACCAUUUAAUUCAUUUAUGGGACAUUUUAUAGUUUGCAUAAAUAAAAAUAUAAAAAUUUAAGGCACAGUGAAUCACUAUGUAAACAUUACAAACUGGCCACUGUAGGACAAGUAGAGAAAGUAAAAUUCAGGAAACGUAAAACCUUCAUAAGCCAUCUUCCUUCUACUACAAUCAGAGAAGUUUCUAGUUUUAUCUAGCACCUCUAGGGAGAGAAGAUUCAGAUCACCUUUAGAUAUGCAUGCCUUCACUGGAUAACUAUCUGAGUUGGAGGUAGUAUCUCAAAUGAAGUUAAAAACAAAUUAGAGGGAAGACAUCAAAGUUAGCAUAUUUUAGAGCUAUUUGUAAACUGUAAUUUUUGGUGCCAAUUACAUAAUCUGAUGAUUAAUCCUUUAAGCACUAAAUUAUAAAGUUUUUACCCAUAGCUAAAAAGAUUACCAUGCCAUGAAUCACCACACUACGAAUCCAUGUAACCAAAGAUUCCUAAUGAAGAAUUAUCUUUCAUAAAUCCUUCACAUUUCAGUUUUUCAACUGAACUCAGUGACCAGAUGUUCACUUUCAUUGACAACAGAAUUUCAUAACAGGCCCACUAUACCUAUGUUGUGAGUUUCUAUUUUACGUAGAUACAUUUAAGAUUGAAAACAAUGCUAUUUAGAAGGCAAUUAA